CGCAAGAUGGUGGCAGGUAUUUCGUGAAUGCCGCAAAACAACAUCGAAGAACAGAAAGGCGGAAGUUGAGGCCUCGACGAUGACAGAAAAAAAACUGCUAGUUCGUUUACUUUUAGCCGCUAAAAGACAAAAUUGCAAAAAGGGUGACUAGUGGCGGGUUUAAAGAAGGAUGGCGUCAUACAAGGAGCAAUUUUUGCGAAGAGAAGAGAACGAACGACAACAGCAGGACGCCAUUUUCUUGUCUCCUACGGUAUUCAACAUUCAAGAUGUCCAGCAGCUAAUUAUAGGUUGUUCCAGUUCUGAGAAGGAGCAGCACCUUCUUGUUAAAGAGGAAGAGGAGGGUCCACAGCAUCCCUACAUCAAAGAGGAAGAGGAGGAGGCUGACGUCAGCAAGUUGCCAAUGACUGUCGUUGUCGUCGUGAAGAGUGAAAAUGACGAAGACGAAGCACCCGAGUUGCCACAGCUUCAUCGUCACAGUCCAAGUGGAGACCACCGCAGAGGACAUCACAACCGCUCGGCUCCUCUCUCACAGAGCAAUGACACGGAUGAUAUGAGCGAUACAGUCUGUGAAGGUGACUUGAAAUGCUCUGAAAAGAAAACAAGUUUUAACAACGAGAACAUUUCUCAAACACGCAGGAGACGUCGCACACGGAAAGAACAUUUUAGCUGCUCAGUUUGUGGUAAAAUGUUUCCUUAUGAGAGUAGUUUGAUUGAACACAUGCAAACUCACACAGGAGAAAAACCCUUUCGCUGCUCAGUUUGUGGUCAAAGUUUUUCUCGAAAAGGUAAUAUGAACGUACACAUGAGAAGUCACACUGGAGAAAAACCUUUCAGUUGCUCAAUUUGUGGUGAUGAGUUUGCUCAGAAGGCCUCUUUGGUGGCACACACAGCGACACACACGGGAGAAAAACCUUUCACUUGCUCCGUUUGUGGGAAAAGCCUUUCUUAUAAGCAUGGUUUGAAAUCACACAUGCUGACGCACAUGGAAGAAAAACCUUUUAGUUGCUCAGUUUGUGGUGACAGUUUUUCUUACAAGCAGAGUUUGAAUUUACACAUGAGACGACACACAGGAGAAAACACUUUCACUUGCUCAGUUUGUGAUAAAUGUUUUUAUGAUGAGCACGGUUUAAAAGUACACACGCAGACACACACAGGAGAAAAAGCCUUUGUCUGUUCCAUUUGUGGUGAGAGUUUUUCUCGAAAAGGAAAUAUGAAUGUACAUAUGAGAAGACACACUGGAGAAAAACCUUUCAGUUGCUCAAUUUGCGGUGAUAAAUUUGCUCAGAAGGUCUCCUUAGUUGCACACACAGCAACGCACACGGGAGAAAAACCAUUCACUUGCCCAGUUUGUGGUAAAAGCUUUUCUUAUAAGCACGGUUUGAAAUCACACAUGCAGACACACACGGGAGAAAAACCAUUUAGUUGCUCAGUUUGUGGUGACAGUUUUUCUUAUAAGCACAGUUUGAAUAUACAUAUGAGAAGACACACAGGAGAAAAACCUUUCACAUGCUCAGUCUGUAAAAAAAGCUUUUCGCAUAAGCACGGUUUGACAGCACACAUGUGGACGCACACAGGAGAAAAACCUUUUAGUUGCUCAGUAUGUGGCAAAAGCUUUUAUAAUAAGUAUGACUUGAAUCUACACACAAGAACACACACUGAAGAAAAACCUUUUAGUUGCUCGGUUUGUAGUAAAAGAUUCGCUGUCAAGCAAAACAUGAUUCGACACACGAAAAGACACUCGGGAGAAAAAGCUUUUACUUGCUCACUUUGUGAUAAAAGCUUUUCGAGCAAGUCUGAUUUGAAUAGACAUGUGAACACACACAACAGAAAAACCUUAUAGUUGCUCAAUGAGGUGUUUUUGGCUCGACAAUUGGAGGUGGAAACCUAAACAUCUGUCCUUCAAAAUGUUUGGCGGGAUGCGUAGGCUUGGUGACACUGUGACAGCCACAAUAAGCUGUCUCCUAAACUCUGCAAAACUUCAACUUGUUAGGUUUCGGAGUAUACGGAAUCCAUGCUAUGUGCUCUUCUGGUUUUUCGGGGGCGGAGGUGCGGCCCCCUUUCAAGUAGUUCUGUAUUUGUUCUUGUUCCCUCUCGCUAUCGAUAAAAUUAAUGUUUAAAUCAGACGCUUUAUUUCCUCAUUUCACAUGCACGGACAAACAGGAAUUUACAAAACACCCCAUGAUGUUGUUGUUUGUCAUAUGUAGCCCUUUUUCAAAGAAAACAUGAACAUAAUUGACUAUUUCAAGGAUAAGACUUAUGAUCUGUUCCAGUAUUUUAUAAAUGAAGUUUGCUAUGAGAAGAAU
This is a messenger RNA of Phycodurus eques (leafy seadragon), 2303 nucleotides long. Its product is annotated as gastrula zinc finger protein XlCGF57.1-like. Bases 170 to 1840 code for a protein of 556 amino acids. The transcript is spliced from 2 exons. Gene Ontology annotation, molecular function: RNA polymerase II cis-regulatory region sequence-specific DNA binding; DNA-binding transcription factor activity, RNA polymerase II-specific. Gene Ontology annotation, cellular component: nucleus. Gene Ontology annotation, biological process: regulation of transcription by RNA polymerase II. The record is from RefSeq and is a predicted model, not a curated record. Lineage: Eukaryota; Metazoa; Chordata; Actinopteri; Syngnathiformes; Syngnathidae.